ACUUAACCAUAAAUAAGAACGAAAAACAAGAGAUACCAAUACAUGUACCCACCCAAAAAGCCACGGUCGUAGAGAAGUCUAUAUAAGGAACACUCAAACAUACCAAAACAAGAAGAAGAAGAAGAACAACAACAACAACAAAAAACAAAGAAAUCAUCAAAAGCAUAAAAAUGGGGAAAGGAGGAAACAAUGUGAAGGUUGGUGCAGCUUCCGAGGUGGAGGAGCUACGACGAAAGAACGUAGAGAUGGAAAAAGAAGUGGAGGAGAUGAAGAAAGAGAUGUUGCAGCUUUGGAGGCGGACACAGGUGGCAGAGGAGGCCGAGGAGCAUCUUUGCUCUCAGCUAGCUGAGCUUGAAGCUGAAUCUUUAGACCAGGCUCGUGAUUACCACUCUCGCAUCAUCUUGCUCAUGAACGAGCUCUCUCGUCUCUCUUCUUCUGACUCAGACUCCGCCUCACCCUAGACAGAUAGAUAUGUUUGUGUAAUGGACAUGUUCUUAGAAUUGUUGGAUUGUGGAUGCAUGAUGUAUCUUCCAACUUGGUUCAUAUCAAUACCAUUUUGUAUAGUUUUUCUUUUCUUUUUUGUUAUUGUAAACUCGAAUUUUCCUUGGACAAUCAAUAUAGUUGAUCAAAAACACAUCGUUGUUGUUUGCUCAUCGAUUUGUCUA
Molecule: messenger RNA, 665 nt
Organism: Capsella rubella
Lineage: Eukaryota; Viridiplantae; Streptophyta; Magnoliopsida; Brassicales; Brassicaceae
Product: protein RESPONSE TO LOW SULFUR 2
Exons: 1
Coding region: 171-461 (96 amino acids)
Biological process (GO): cellular oxidant detoxification
Source: RefSeq, a predicted model, not a curated record